AGGGUGGGAGCGCCGCGCGGCUCCGCGCUGCGCAUCGCGGCCCGCUUGCCGCCUGCCCCCUGCCCUAGCUGGGCCGCCUCCCCGGGCUGCCGGUGGAGGGCUACGAGGCGCUAACGUUACGCUGUUUCCGGUUUUCUAGCGGGCUCUGUUUCCCCUCCCAAGGCGGCGGCGGCGGAGCGGCGGAGCCCCCCAAAUGGCCUGGCCAGAUGCGGCAGGUUUGCUGCUCAGCGCUGCCGCCGCCGCCACUGGAGAAGGCUCGGUGCAGCAGCUACAGCGACAGCAGCAGCAGCAGCGGCAGCAGCAGCAGCAGCGGCAGCAGCAGCGGCAGCAGCGAGAGGAGCAGCAGCAGCAGCAGCAGCAGCAGCAGCAGCGAGAGCAGCAGCAGGAGCAGCAGCAGCAGCAACAGCAGCAUCUCCCGUCCCGCUGCGCCCCCAGAGCCGCGGCCGCCGCAACAGCCGCAGCCCCGCAGCCCCGCAGCCCGGAGAGCCGCCGCCCGCUCUCGAGCCGCAGCCGCCGGCGGCAUGAGGCGCGACCCGGCCCCCGGCUUCUCCAUGCUGCUCUUCGGUGUGUCGCUCGCCUGCUACUCGCCUAGCCUCAAGUCGGUGCAGGACCAGGCGUAUAAGGCACCCGUGGUGGUGGAGGGCAAGGUACAGGGGUUAGCCCCGGCCGGCGGCUCCAGCUCCAACAGCACCCGAGAGCCGCCUGCCUCGGGUCGGGUGGCGCUGGUAAAGGUGCUGGACAAGUGGCCGCUCCGGAGCGGGGGUCUGCAGCGCGAGCAGGUGAUCAGCGUGGGCUCCUGUGCGCCGCUCGAAAGGAACCAGCGCUACAUCUUUUUCCUGGAGCCCACGGAGCAGCCCUUAGUGUUUAAGACGGCCUUUGCCCCCAUCGACACCAACGGCAAAAACCUCAAGAAAGAGGUGGGCAAGAUCCUGUGCACUGACUGCGCCACCCGGCCCAAGCUGAAGAAGAUGAAGAGCCAGACGGGACAGGUGGGUGAGAAGCAAUCACUGAAGUGUGAGGCAGCAGCGGGCAACCCUCAGCCCUCCUAUCGCUGGUUCAAGGAUGGCAAGGAGCUCAACCGCAGCCGUGACAUUCGCAUCAAGUACGGCAACGGCAGAAAGAACUCACGACUACAGUUCAACAAGGUGAAGGUGGAGGACGCUGGGGAGUAUGUCUGCGAGGCUGAGAACAUCCUGGGGAAGGACACGGUCCGGGGCCGGCUCCAUGUCAACAGCGUGAGUACCACUCUAUCAUCAUGGUCGGGGCAUGCCCGGAAGUGCAACGAGACGGCCAAAUCCUAUUGUGUCAAUGGAGGCGUCUGCUACUACAUCGAGGGCAUCAACCAGCUCUCCUGCAAAUGUCCAAACGGAUUCUUCGGACAGAGAUGUUUGGAGAAACUGCCUUUGCGAUUGUACAUGCCAGAUCCUAAGCAAAGUGCCCUGUGGGAUACACCGGGGACAGGUGUCAGCAGUUCGCAAUGGUCAACUUCUCCAGCUGGCUGCUGGUGUCUGAAGAAUCCUGACCAACGUUUCUCUCUCUCUCUCUCUCUCUCUCUCCUGCCCUCCCCGCUCCCCGAUCUCUCUCUGUAUCUCUCCCUCCAUCCCCUCCCCUCUCUGACCCUGCUCUCUUCUGCACUGCCAGAGCAUCUUGGAUUUGAACUAAAGGAAGCCGAGGAGCUGUACCAGAAGAGGGUCCUGACUAUCACCGGUAUCUGCGUGGCUCUGCUGGUCGUGGGCAUUGUCUGCGUGGUCGCCUACUGCAAGACUAAAAAACAGCGGAAGCAGAUGCACAAUCACCUCCGGCAGAACAUGUGCCCAGCCCACCAGAAUCGGAGCUUGGCCAACGGGCCCAGCCACCCCCGGCUGGACCCUGAGGAGAUCCAGAUGGCAGAUUAUAUCUCCAAGAAUGUGCCAGCCACAGACCAUGUCAUCCGGAGGGAAACGGAGACCACCUUCUCUGGGAGCCACUCCUGUUCUCCUUCUCACCACUGUUCCACAGCCACACCCACCUCCAGCCACAGGCAUGAGAGCCACACGUGGAGCCUGGAACGUUCUGAAAGCCUGACCUCUGACUCCCAGUCGGGCAUCAUGCUGUCAUCAGUGGGCACCAGCAAGUGCAACAGCCCAGCGUGUGUGGAGGCCCGGGCACGGCGGGCAGCGGCCUACAGCCUGGAGGAGCGGCGCAGGGCUGCCGUGCCACCUUACCACGACUCCGUAGACUCUCUGCGUGACUCCCCACAUAGCGAGAGGUACGUGUCGGCACUGACCACGCCCGCGCGCCUUUCUCCAGUGGACUUCCACUACUCGCUGGCCACGCAGGUGCCGACUUUUGAGAUCACGUCCCCCAACUCCGCUCACGCAGUGUCGCUGCCGCCGGCCGCACCCAUCAGCUACCGCCUGGCGGAGCAGCAGCCGCUUCUGCGGCAGCCGGCGCCCCCUGGCCCCGGGCCGGGACCCGGCGCGGACAUGCAGCGCAGCUACGACAGCUACUACUACCCCGCGGCGGGGCCCGGGCCGCGGCGCGGAGCCUGCGCGCUGGGCGGCAGCCUGGGCAGCCUGCCCGCCAGCCCCUUCCGCAUCCCGGAGGACGACGAGUACGAGACCACGCAGGAGUGCGCGCCCCCUCCCCCACCGCGGCCGCGCGCCCGCGGCGCGUCCCGCAGGACGUCGGCGGGGCCCCGGCGCUGGCGCCGCUCGCGCCUCAAUGGGCUGGCGGCGCAGCGCGCACGCGCGGCGCGGGACUCGCUGUCGCUGAGCAGCGGCUCGGGUGGCGGCUCGGCCUCAGGCUCGGACGACGACGCGGACGGGGCGCUGGCGGCCGAGAGUACGCCUUUCCUCGGCCUGCGCGCGGCGCACGAUGCGCUGCGCUCGGACUCGCCGCCGCUGUGCCCGGCGGCCGACAGCAGGACUUACUACUCCCUGGACAGCCACAGCACGCGGGCCAGCAGCAGACACAGCCGCGGGCCCCCCCCGCGGGGCAAGCAGGACUCGGCGCCCCUCUAGGGGCCCCCGCCGCCCCGCCGCCCCCCUCCGCCUCGCCUGCCCCACUGUCUUUACGGAGAACAGAGACCACCGCCUGGAGAGAGAAAGGAGGAAAAAAAGAAAUAAAAAUAUUUUUAUUUUCUAUAAAAGGAAAAAGGUAUAACAAAAUGUUUUAUUUUCAUUUUAGCAAAAAUUGUCUUAUAAUACUAGCUAACGGCAAAGACGUUUUUAUAGGGAAACUAUUUAUAUGUAACAUCCUGAUUUACAGCUUCGGAAAAAAAAAAAGAAACAACAAAAAAAAAGAGAGAUGGGCCAAUUUUUUGACUCUUUAAUAGAAACCUAUAUUGUGGUGCCUUUUGCUGUACGCUAAUCUGGAGCUCCUGGAGAGAAGUCUGGGUUGUGGGGUGGGGUGGGGUGGGGCUGAGGGGACUGUAGGAUCCCCAGCUGGCAGGGGUGAGAGGAAGCCGGCAAAGACAAGACUGCUGGGUGCUAGUGGGGGCAAGGGUGGGGGCUGGGAGGGGAUCCGCCCUGAGGAAGGAAAUGAGGACAGGAGUAGCUUUGCCCUCAGGCAAGAUCUUCAGGCCCCCCGACACCCUGAGGAGAAGGCGAGGAGAAGGUGGGGAUCCUAGGCUUGGAGCUAGAGUUGGGGUCAGGUAACUUUUGGAGGGGGAGACUUGAGGCCCAGCGACAGCAACCAGAAUGGGGAGGGGGCCACCCUGCUCCUCAUAGCUGCUAAGGGAGGGGGCACUAAGAGGUCUUCCCAACCGCACCGGCCCCAGGGAGGGGGCAGCUCUGCCAGGGCCCCAAAGUUCCAGCUCCUCCUCCCCUGUGGCCUCCAGGAUGCCCUUCCGUCCUCUGCAGCACCUUCGUUUACAGGUUGUCUUUUCUAUUUUAUGCCUGCAUGUCCUUUGCAUUUCAGAUUCUUUAGAUUGGAUGCAUGGUCACGCUGGGACCGAGAAGAGCCACUCCACAGUGUAUUUGAUUCCCCUUUUAGCAAUAAAGUAACACCAUUUCCUUCCAGACCCCAAGCCACCUACGAAUUCCACUCCCUCCCCACCCCGCAAAACUGGGUCCACUGCUAAUUUGUCAAAAGGUAAUUGUUUAAACAAACAAACCAACAAAUGAGAACCCUGCCCUGAAAUGUCCAAACACCUGACUGUUGACACUUGAACAUUUUUAUAUUAUAAAUAAAAUCAGAAAUAACUCA
Molecule: messenger RNA, 4188 nt
Organism: Felis catus (domestic cat)
Lineage: Eukaryota; Metazoa; Chordata; Mammalia; Carnivora; Felidae
Gene: NRG2
Product: neuregulin 2
Exons: 12
Coding region: 207-3002 (931 amino acids)
Biological process (GO): intracellular signal transduction; animal organ development; nervous system development
Molecular function (GO): signaling receptor binding
Source: RefSeq, a predicted model, not a curated record